Molecule: messenger RNA, 1033 nt
Organism: Cyprinodon tularosa
Lineage: Eukaryota; Metazoa; Chordata; Actinopteri; Cyprinodontiformes; Cyprinodontidae
Exons: 8
Coding region: 140-1033 (297 amino acids)
Biological process (GO): response to ionizing radiation; double-strand break repair via homologous recombination; mitotic cell cycle checkpoint signaling
Molecular function (GO): DNA binding
Source: RefSeq, a predicted model, not a curated record
GAUUAGUUGAAGCUUUAAUCUAAAAACGUGACUACUGAGCCACUAGUUAUACUUACUAAAGAUAGAUAUAGAUUUCCGAGUUUAAAGGAAAAUCAGUGGAAAUCAGGAGAAAAGAGAUUUGCCAUUGGACGUGGAGAUAAUGGCUUCUGAAUUGCAGUGGAAGGUUGUCAAAUUUAGACAAAAUACUGCAAUCUCAAAGACUAAUCUCCCCAAGAACAUGGAAGCAGGAAAAGUUUUCCCCAUCAGAGAUGUGAAAAUGUCCACACAAAUCAAAUAUGUUAGUGUUCAAGGCACUAUAAAAGAGAUAUAUGAUGUGAAAACCGUCCAAAUGAAAACAGAUAAAGGAAUGAAGAAAGACAAGCAAGACUUUCAACUGGAGGACGGUACUGGAUCCAUCAAAAUCAGUUUGUGGGGUGACGACACCAGACACUUGAAUGGGAUAUCAGUCGGAGAUGUUGUUCAGGUCAACAAUUUAAAGACAAAUAUCUUUAAGGGCAUAGUGUCUCUAAACUCCACGGACCAAACUACAAUCACCAAGCAGGAGAAGGUUGUCAAAGUUGGACAAAAUUCCGCAAUCUCAAAGGCUAAUAUCGGCAACAACAUGGAAGCAGAAAAAGUUUUCCCCAUCAGAGAUGUGAAAAUGUCCACACAAAAAAAAGACGUUAGCGUUCAAGGCACCAUAAAGGAGAUAUAUGAUGUGAAAACCGUCCAAAUGAAAAAAGAUAAAGGAAUGAUGAAAGACAAGCAAGACUUUAAACUGGAGGACGGUACUGGAUCCAUCAAAAUCAGUUUGUGGGGUGACGACACCAGACACUUGAAUGGGAUAUCAGUCCGAGAUGUGGUUCAGGUCAACAAUUUGAAGACGAAUGUCUUUAAGGGCAUAGUGUCUCUGAACUCUACGGACAAAACUACAAUGACCAAGAUGGACAUUAAGACACUCCAAGACUCCGGAGCAGAGAUGAACAAAAUGAAGGAGCAUGGACAGGACCAGCAACAUGAUUUUAGCGUCGGGAGCACACCACGAGCUGGAUAA